This is a messenger RNA of Alligator sinensis (Chinese alligator), 1517 nucleotides long. RefSeq names its product proline rich 22 (gene PRR22). Lineage: Eukaryota; Metazoa; Chordata; Crocodylia; Alligatoridae. Bases 41 to 1420 code for a protein of 459 amino acids. The record is from RefSeq and is a predicted model, not a curated record. The transcript has 3 exons.
GCAGUUGUGCUAGACUGUCAUUCGACCUGCCGCAGCCAGGAUGCAGCAGCCCAAGCUGUUCUACCAGCACCAGGAGACCUACGGUGCCAGAUCUCUAGACCAACCAGACUGCCAAGCGAACAGGCCACUUCCAGCAUUUGUCCUCCCGGAAAACCUGACCUCAGUAGGAACGUCCAACCUGUAUCAGACCCCCAGUCAAGACAAAGAAGUUCUCAUGUCGCCGCCUGCAGGUUUCCAGAUGGCUCCCUGCGGAUGUUUCUUCGAUCCCAGGAUAUACCGUAUAGAAUGGGCAACGACCAAUUUUGUGCAGCCAUCUGUUUAUAAGCUCCCCAGCGGCUCGAAUUCGCAGACCCCGUACCUCCUGGAUGCUCAGAGAUACCUCAAGAGCCCUGUACAGACCAUCCCGUACCCGCAUUAUCAGCAAAUCCCCAGCAACCCCCAAUACAUCAUGCCUUAUUUCAAUCAAGAGGGCCUCACCAGCGUCACGGAACAAGUUAAUUUUGUCCCCAACCCACUUCACGACUCUCAGCUCGUUGAGGUGCCUCAUCUCCAGGAAGAAGGCCACAUUCAGAAGAGCGACCACAAACUACCCCAGCUCCUUAUCACAUUGCCUGGCCUGAACCAGAAUGAGACCCCCAUCCAAGUCGGCACCCUCAACCACCUGGAGGAAAGGCUAAAUCAGACGACCGACCCUGACCCAAGCCACCACCUGGAUUUCCAAGUGUUUGAUGGUUACCAAGCUGAGGGGAGAGACCUUCAAGAAAAUCAUGUGAUCCAGAACCUCCUAGCAAACCCUCAGACCCCGGACGUGUGCAUGGAAGAGCAAAAUCCCCUUCCGAGCACCGGUGCUGAAAACGCACAGGUGGUGCCAGAGGGGACGCCCUGUCCUCCGCCGGACAGCAUUGCAGCUGAAGAAAGAGAAACGGCAGACGCACAAAAAUCCUUUGACCUGCCCGAGAAGGUUUUGCUGGAAGAUGCAAUGAAACUUUUUGGUUGCUCUCCAGCUAACUCGGACUCCGAGGUCCCCAAGGACAACUUGAGCGGCCCCCCUGAGCCCAGCGAGAGGAAGAGGAAAGACUGCGACUUCCCAUGCGAAGACAUGAGCUCACUGAAGCUGCCAGAGGAGCUGCUGUCCUGUGCCUACAGCGUGCCAGAGAUUUUAACCACAGUGGCAAGCCUGGAUUAUUUCUAUGACAUCAAAACCAACAAUGAGGAACCAAAGUGGGAGUUCGGACGGGCGCUACCAGCUCCCCGAAACUGUGCAUCGCUCCAGGAUGGCCUGCAGGAGCCCCAGAGGAAAAAGAAGCGAAGUAACCCGUCUGCUAAGAAAGGCAAACACAGAGCCAGCAAAUGCAAAGCUUCUUCUGCACAGGAUUGCUGCAUGUCCCAGGGGCAGGACUGCCCCGUGCCAGCUAUCUGACUGGCACCUUCCCUCUGACUGUACAGAAGCAAUUCUGGGCCGGAGUAGGCCCGCUGAUUGCAAUGAAUGACUUGAUCAGAACGGACAUUCCCUUUAU